AUGCCUAGCAAAUUGUUUAACGCUAUACACCUACUGGUGUGCCCGUUGACGGUACUGGUAGGAUACCUCAUAAACGCGUAUGGCUACGGCGCGGCGCUGCAAGCAACGCUGAAUAAGGACGGUCUGGUAAACGCUAUGUUCGUGAAGAAAGGGUGGUUCUGGACUUCCUUGGUCGGAUGGUGGUGCAUCAUACGGUAUCGUGCGGUGCCGGGAGCAACCGGUAGAGACCGAAGACACAUUGUCCAGUCAUUCAAAAGGUACGCCAUACUUACAGUGUGGUGGUACAUAUUCACACAGGGUAUAUGGUUUGGCGUAGGUCCCAUCAUGGACUUGGUAUUUGUAUAUACGGGUGGCCAUUGCCACUACGACGUAUUUGAUGACGCAGGUCACGUGAACGAAAACUUCCAGGGCUCGGGCACCCGGACCCAGCGCGCGUUGGCGCUCAUUCACAACGUCCUCACAUUGCACGGCACCGACCAAGAGCACCACCAGCAGCAACUUUGGGACCGCUCGAUGGAGUCAAUCCAGGGCGCUCUGCAGGCGACGGGGCCGAAAAACGCCGAAAACGUAACGGCCAGCGCUGCCGCUGGCAUCAAUGCUUUUAUCCAUGACCAGAUGCACAGGUGGCAGGGUCCGCUUACCACUUCAGCACAAUGUAGACGUUUCGGAGGCCAUUGGGCAGGAGGACACGAUCCAUCUGGGCACGUGUUUUUGGCUACCUUGAUGUGCAUGUUUCUUCUAGGGGAACUUCGUGUGUUUGGGCGUCGCGCACUAGCUCAUUUGUACGCCCAAAAAUGGCAGCUUGUACGAUUGGUGACCCGGCUCUUCGAUACUGGACCGCUAUGGACAUGGCGGCGGUGUGGCGGCAACUCAAUGAGCUGUGGCGCCCGUCUGUGGCGUGCGCUGGUUGAGCCGCCGGCCGCGUGCGCGGCCGCGCUGCUGCGUUUGACGCGAUGUAUUGCAUGCGAUCACCCAGUAGUGAUAUUGCUGAUACUCUUGGUCACGUGGUUAUGGCAGUUGCUGUUGACUGCGGUGGCGUCACGUUUCCACACCGUACGUGAGCACAUGUCUGGAUUGUUGGCUGCGUAUAUAGUGACGGGCGUUGUCUAUGCUCGCGAUGCAGCCGCGCUACGUUCACUAUGA
Molecule: messenger RNA, 1143 nt
Organism: Saccharomyces paradoxus
Lineage: Eukaryota; Fungi; Ascomycota; Saccharomycetes; Saccharomycetales; Saccharomycetaceae
Gene: SCS3
Product: Scs3p
Exons: 1
Coding region: 1-1143 (380 amino acids)
Biological process (GO): lipid storage; lipid droplet organization; phospholipid biosynthetic process
Cellular component (GO): endoplasmic reticulum membrane
Source: RefSeq, a predicted model, not a curated record